This is a messenger RNA of Acanthopagrus latus (yellowfin seabream), 5975 nucleotides long. RefSeq names its product dolichyl-diphosphooligosaccharide--protein glycosyltransferase subunit STT3B. Gene Ontology annotation, molecular function: dolichyl-diphosphooligosaccharide-protein glycotransferase activity. Gene Ontology annotation, cellular component: membrane. Lineage: Eukaryota; Metazoa; Chordata; Actinopteri; Spariformes; Sparidae. Gene Ontology annotation, biological process: post-translational protein modification. The transcript is spliced from 16 exons. Bases 291 to 2705 code for a protein of 804 amino acids. The record is from RefSeq and is a predicted model, not a curated record.
CCUUUCCACCGGCGUUCAAUCGUGAAGCGAGUUGACUGUUGCAGCUCCGUAUGUGGCGCAUGAGUGUGCGUUUCGGGAUGUAACGGCUGCUUCUCGGUGUAGCGAUACUGAAUUUAGAGAUAUAUAUAUAUAUUUAUUUAUUUACAUAUACCCUUUGGACUCACAGGAGAGAAUACCUAAGGAGAGCGGACACAUAGUCAGGGGGUUUCACGACAGCGCGGAGCGGAGGGAGACACGGGAGCGUGGCAGGAGGGACGCUCGAGCAAAUCCAACCGACACCGCACGCAGAAAUGGCGGAGCACCACGCAGCCAGCGACGGCAAGCACAAAGCGUCCACCAAUGCCGGGGGGUCGGUGCACGGGAACAGCAGACCCGGCGCCGCGGGUGGAGGAGGGGGCAAAGUAGGCCUGUCUGGCGGACUGACACAGCCAGCCGGGUGGCAGUCUUUACUCUCCUUCAGCAUUCUUUUCCUGGCCUGCCUGGCGGGAUUCAGCUCCAGACUUUUCGCGGUGAUCCGGUUCGAGAGCAUCAUCCACGAGUUUGAUCCAUGGUUCAACUACAGAUCAACGCACCACCUCACCACAAAUGGCUUCUACGAGUUCCUGAACUGGUUUGAUGAAAGGGCGUGGUACCCCUUGGGCAGGAUCGUUGGUGGCACAGUGUACCCGGGGUUAAUGGUGACUGCAGGACUUAUCCACUAUGUCCUCAACCUGCUCCACAUCACAGUCCACAUCCGAGAUGUAUGUGUCUUUCUGGCCCCAGUGUUCAGCGGUCUGACCGCCAUCUCCACUUUUCUACUGACACGGGAGCUGUGGAACCAGGGUGCAGGGCUGCUGGCGGCCUGCUUCAUUGCCAUCGUCCCUGGAUACAUCUCCCGCUCCGUCGCUGGCUCCUUCGAUAAUGAGGGCAUCGCUAUCUUCGCCCUUCAAUUCACCUACUACCUCUGGGUGAAAUCGGUGAAGACCGGCUCUGUAUUCUGGACCAUUGGCUGCUGUCUCUCUUAUUUCUACAUGGUAUCCGCAUGGGGAGGAUAUGUGUUCAUUAUCAACUUGAUUCCUCUGCAUGUGUUUGUGCUGCUGCUGAUGCAACGCUACAGCAGAAGAGUCUACAUCGCUUACAGCACUUUCUACAUCGUGGGUCUGGUAUUGUCGAUGCAGAUCCCUUUUGUCGGCUUCCAGCCAAUCAGGACAAGCGAGCACAUGGCUGCUGCCGGUGUGUUUGCACUUCUGCAAGCCUACGCCUUCCUGCAGUACCUGAAGGACAGGCUGACCAGGCAGGAGUUCCAGACACUGUUCUUCCUCGGCGUCUCACUCGCUGCUGGCAUAGUCUUCCUCACCGUGAUCUACCUAACAUACACAGGAUACAUCGCUCCGUGGAGUGGUCGUUUCUACUCUCUCUGGGACACCGGCUAUGCAAAGAUCCAUAUCCCCAUCAUAGCAUCGGUGUCGGAGCACCAGCCAACGACGUGGGUGUCUUUCUUCUUCGACCUCCACAUCCUGGUCUGCACGUUCCCUGCAGGCCUCUGGUUCUGUAUCAAGAACAUCAAUGAUGAACGAGUGUUCGUGGCCUUGUACGCCAUCAGUGCGGUCUAUUUUGCCGGUGUGAUGGUGCGCCUGAUGCUGACACUGACUCCGGUGGUGUGCAUGCUGUCAGCAGUGGCUUUCUCCAGUGUCUUUGAGCACUACAUGGGAGAUGACACAAAGAGGGAGAAGCCCCCAGCUGAAGACAGCAGCGACGAGGACGACAAGAGGAAUUCUGGGAAUCUUUAUGACAAGGCCGGCAAGGUGCGCAAGCACGUGUCGGAGCAGGAGAAGGCCGAGGAGGGUUUGGGUCCGAACAUCAAGUCCAUCGUCACCAUGCUCAUGUUGAUGCUGCUGAUGAUGUUCGCGGUCCACUGCACCUGGGUCACCAGCAAUGCCUACUCCAGCCCCAGCGUGGUGCUCGCCUCGUACAACCAUGACGGGACGCGUAACAUCCUGGAUGACUUCAGGGAGGCUUACUACUGGCUGAGACAGAAUACAGACGAGCAUGCACGCGUCAUGUCGUGGUGGGACUACGGCUACCAAAUAGCCGGCAUGGCCAACAGGACCACACUGGUGGAUAAUAACACUUGGAACAACAGUCACAUAGCACUGGUGGGGAAAGCCAUGUCCUCCAACGAGAGCGCAGCCUACCAAAUCAUGAGGUCGCUGGACGUGGACUAUGUUCUGAUUAUCUUCGGCGGUGUAAUCGGCUACUCUGGAGACGAUAUAAACAAGUUCCUGUGGAUGGUGAGGAUAGCAGAGGGAGAGCACCCCAAAGACAUCAGGGAGAGUGACUACUUCACUCCUCAGGGAGAGUUCCGAGUGGACAAGGCCGGUUCACCAACUCUGCUCAACUGCCUCAUGUACAAGAUGUCCUACUAUCGAUUUGGUGAAAUGCAGCUGGACUUCAGGACGCCUCCGGGCUUUGACCGAACACGCAACGCCGAGAUCGGCAACAAGGACAUCAAGUUCAAGCACCUGGAGGAGGCGUUCACCUCGGAGCACUGGCUGGUCAGGAUCUACAAGGUCAAGAAGCUGGACAACAGAGAGCCGCUGGACCACAAGCUGCGCAGCGUGGUGCCCAAGCAGAAGUACACCUCCAAAAAGACAGCCAAGAGGAAGCGAGGCCACAUCAAGAACAAGCUCGCCCUGAGGAAAGGCAAGAAAUUACAAAAGAAAUAAAUGAUGAUGAACUCUUCUGGGAAAAAAACAAACGAAAAUGCGAAGAAAAAAACCUCGAACAACCAAUGAAGAAGAACACAGGGGCCGUUUAUCUGGCACUUGGUCUCAAGCGCUUCCCAUUAGAGCGCCCCCGUGUGUUGAGGAAGUUGAAGUGUCAUAUCUGGCUAGCUCCAGAACUGUUGUCUGUUUUAUCCUGAGGAUCUUUGUCUGGCUUUUUUUUUUUCUCCUGGUCUUGUUUUUCUGUUUGUUUUUUUUUGUUUGUUUUUUUUUUACUUUGUACUUGAAUGUGUGACGAGGCAUAGGGCUGCUCUACUUGGUUUUCGGCGUCGAUUUUUAAAAAAAAAUGUUUUGUUUUGUUUUUUUGUGGUACGUUAAUUAACUGCUUAUCAGUACGGGGUGAGAGAGGAGGCAGAGGGGAAACGAGAGAAGACUAGGAACAUUUGCACCAAAGACCCAUCGACCUUGCUCCAUGGCACAUGUGAACUCAUUACUGAGAGUGAGGAAGCGCGGCGGGGAGGAGGGGGGGUGAAAGCUGAGGACUUGUUCCUGACACGUGUACAGAGGACAGUAUGCGGUAUGGAGGAACGUCACUGUCGUUCUAGACACGGUCCAUCUGUAAUAUUAACCUUUUUAUCAUCAUCAUCAUCUCCUUUAAUGUCUGCCUGGCUCCCCGACCUUCUUUUUCAACAAAUUCUUUAGACAAAAAAAAAAAAUUGGCCUAAUAUGUAAAUAUGUUAUGUAAAGAAAAAUGUCUAAAAGGAUGAUAAUAUAUUGGAUUGUUGUGGUGAUUUUUAAAUAUGCAGUCUUUUUUGUUUUUUCUCUUAAUUUCUCUCUAUGUGAUUGUUUCGGGUGUUUGUUUUUUUGUACGGCAGCAAAAUCGGACAGUGAAUGCAAUAAUUCUUGUACAGAGAGGGGCUUUGAGAUUUUUUUGUUGAAAGAAUGAAUGUGAAUUUUUACAAUGUCCCCCCCCCCCUCCCCAGCCCCCUCUUUUUCAUAAAUUGCAUAGAUUGUACAUUUUCUGCUGCUAGGGUUUUAAAAGACAGAAGCAAGCAACUGUGUGUAAAAAGUAGUGAUAAUAAAUUAGGCCUCCCUUCCUGCAGAGGGAGCUCUCUAGUUCAGCGUGCAAAGCCUAGUGCCUCAUCACUGGUCAUCAUCGCCUCAUGAUUUUGUGACUGUCUCUUGAUUUGUUAGUGUUUUUUUGGUUUUGUAUCUUAGCAGCCGGUCGGGUGCUUCAACCUUGACUGAGGCUUUGGAAAAUGGACAUUUUUCUUAAGAUGUCUCGAAAUAGAUUGGUGAACUGUGAAGGGGGGGGGUAGUUAGAACACAGGCACUGAGAGUGGAACUAGAAAAAGAUAGCUGAGGGUCAGGAAAGACAAGAGCUUCCAUCUUUUUUUGUCUAAUACGAUGGUGGACUAACAACCAUCUUUAGAGCUGUGUCCUAAUUCCAUACUGCAUACGAGUCUUUAAAGGUAUCUGCCAAGUUGUUUUAUUUACACUGUAGAAAUAACCGCUUUUCUCAGAUCUGUUAGUUAUCAUUAGGGAUGCAACUAAGCAAUUAUUUGUUUGUCAAUAAAAUGUCAGAAAAUCAGUUUCCAGGAGCUCAAAGUGAUGUUAAAUAUCAUGUUUUUGUCCGACUAAAAGUCCAAAAUCCCCAAAUAUUCUCUUUAGUAUUUAGUCAUUUAAGCUGAUAUGAAAUAGAAAAAAGUUGCAAAUCUUCAUACCGAAGAAGCUCCACCAACAUUUUUCCUGACAAAAACUUACACAAUUUAUUAAUAAUUAAAAUCUGCCAAUUAAAGAGGUGUUUUCUCCAGUUUUGUUCAUUAUAGUCACUUGACAUAUUGGUGCAAUAUCUAGGAAUUGGUAAAUCCAUACACUAAACAGAUGAGGGGAAGCAUAUCACCAAAAUAAACUCUGAGCGUAGCUGCUGUUAGCUCGUUAGCUCUGCAGGUAGUGGUCCAAGCUUGGAGCAUCAGCAAAGUGUUUACACUGUUAGCAAAGGAGCUGUAGCCUGAGACAGGUGGGGGCUAACUGAUUAGCAUGCUGACUUCAGUAGAAGUGUCAUCAACAUAACGUCGUAUAAACAUUCUGUUGGUAAUUUUAGUCAAUUUUAGGAUGUUUUCAACUAUAAUUCCUACAUAUUGUACCUUUUAAGAAAGACUGAUAUAUAAAUGAUUAAGUUUGAGAUAAAAACCUCCAUUGCAUUUUGCAUUGUCACAGCCAUGUCCAGUAAAAGCCUCACCUCUGUUACUGAGACACUUCUGUUAAAAAAAAAAAAAGGGAAAUUCAAAAGGCCCUUUAAUUGUCUAGUGAGCAAACUAGAUUUGAUCAAUCUUUGAGAGAACUUCUACUCUUUGUUUAAAAUAUUAGUUGAAAGUAGUACUGCUAACGAUUAUUUUCUUUAUUGAUUAAUCAGUUGAUUAUAGUCUAUCCAUAAAAUAUUCACAAAAUUGUGACCAGGAAUUUUCGUCCAAGUUGACGAUAUUUAACAAAACUGCUUUAAAAAGUCACUUAACCGGUUAAUUAAAAAAAAAAAACCUGAUUGAUACGAGGUGGUAUAAAGUUAGGACACAGCUUUAACGAGCUGUCACCUCUGACUCGUUAACUCUGUGGGCACUGCACUGUUCUUUGAGUCUGGGCUCUUCAGACGUCUGAACGCUCAAGGUGUGUGCGUGUGUGUGUGUGCGCACGCUUCAUUACUUUUGUUAUCAAAUAAGUGACACAUCAAAAGACUAACGCAUCACACAGCUGUACUUGUUUUGUCACGGUCUCACAGAAAGUGACUUUUAUUAGUACCACCUGCUUGUUUGUUUCCCUCCAUAUAUUUUCUUUUUUAAAUUGUGUCUGAAAUGCUUUGUUCUUUUUUCUCGCUUUGAUCUUGUGUGUCACCGUUUUCAGGCUUCAGACCUUUUCGACACAACGCCACAUUGUGACUCACACAACGCCUAAAACUGUGUCGUGCCCUUUUUUUUUUUUUUUUGCAUUCCUCAUUUGUUCGAGAAGAGAGUUCAGACUAAGCCUUAAUGUGAUGUGCAGUUCGUGUUUUGCCCUCUUUUAUGUUUUUCAUCGUUAUCUUACAUUUUGUGUCACUGAGGAGCGGCGGAACAGUUCUUCCUUCUUACUAAGUUUUACUCAUCAUCUCUUUGUAGCUCAGCGCCGUCUGACCCCCGACACAGAUUUAUGUUCGAUGAAUCCCUCCCUCACCUUUCAAAGUUUACAUUUUUACAUUGUUGUUCUGUUCAGCCAUCUUUAAAUAUACACUUUAAUGAAAAA